Messenger RNA from Emiliania huxleyi CCMP1516, 648 nucleotides. RefSeq lists its product as hypothetical. The coding region runs from base 1 to 648 and encodes 215 amino acids. The transcript is spliced from 4 exons. Lineage: Eukaryota; Haptophyta; Isochrysidales; Noelaerhabdaceae. The record is from RefSeq and is a predicted model, not a curated record.
AUGUCCCUCACCGACUUGCUCCGGUGGCACGUGGACAGGAAGGCUCGUCGCAUCGCGUCGUUGUCGGCGCGGUCUCGCCUCCGGCGGGAUGUCGUGCGCCUCUCCUACCUUCGCCGCGCGGACGUGGAUGUCGCGCCGGAGGCGGGGACACGACAGGAUAAACGUGCAGGCGCGGCGAAGUUGGCGGAGGCGGCGGUCGACGCUGUCUACGGGGCGCUCGUAGCGGCGACGCUCGAGGAGUGGGCGGGCGCGAGCACGGACAACCCCGUCUCCGCGGAGGACGCUCGAGGCCCAGGCCUCGAGUGUCAGGAUUGCUUUGAGAACUUUUACAAGGAGUACGACGUGGAGCCGUGGCUGUGGCGCCGGGCGAUGCGUGAGGGCUGGUCGGAGCUGGGGGGCUGGUCGAGAGAGGAGAUGGAGGCGGCGGAGGAGGAGAUGCGGCGCGGCGAGGGUUCUGAUGCCUAUGGGCUUCAGAUCUCUCAGCUAGGCGAGUGGGUCUGCGAUGCUUGCUUGGAGGGCUAUUUGGGGGGGGGCGUUGGCGACUACUCGGAGCUGCGCAGCGGCUACGAUGAGGAGCCUGAGCCAGGGGAGGGUUGGGAAGGGGGGGCGAGGCCGGAGGAGUAUGACGGCCUCUUCGACGGCCCAUAA